AUUAAUUGGAUGAGCGAUCCUGCCUUUGUUGCAUUUCUCCAGGGGGGGAAAAAAAGGAAAAGCUCAAUGAGAUGUGUUUUGGAUUUUUACUUUAUUGUGUGAAUUUGAGGUUUACAACAUAAUGUUUAAUAUGAAAUACACAGAGCAAAUUGGUUGCCCCAGUAAAGCCGACUUAACAUAUUUAUCAUCUCACAUAGUUAACUUUUCAGUGAGUUCCUGGCGUGGCUUUUUGUUUUACUGUUGGAUACUGGCAGUUUGAGAGCUCAAUGCAUUAAAAAUACAAUUUUAGGUUUCUUUUCACAACUCUAGAUAUUAAAGUUCUGAACUAGAGUGUAGUUUUUUUCACCAAAAAUUUUUUUGAAUUCUAAAUUGAUAUUUCUAAUAUAUAUGGGAAAUGUUGUUACAUUUUACAUUUCUUUUUAAAACUUUUUAUUUUUUAUUUAUUUUAUUUUAUUUUUUUGCAGUGCUCAGGAUUGUACCCAGAACCUUGCACAUACUAGGCAAAUGCUCUACUACUCAGCUAAAUCCCCAGACUUAUUUUCUUAAUAGAUUAAAUAUUCUGCUAGUUUAUGUGUAUCUUUUUAUAAGGAUGCAGCAAUUAGGGAAUGGACUUUGCUUUUGGAAAGUUUGUAUCUACAGAAGAACACUCCCUAAAAACAUACUAGACUUUUUUUCCUCUUACAUCUUAGCUAGAAGCAUGAUAGCCACAUAUUGGGUUAAGCACUGCUCAUAUUUUAUAAUGCCUUUACAUUUAAGAUUCUUACAUUAUUUUGAAAUGUUUUAAUUUCAGAAACUGCCAGGAAUAUAUGGGAACUUAACCUUUUUAGUACAUUGAUUUGGGAAUAUCAAAUAAUGAAGACAACUUCAGCAUUCUCAGGCCAGUCUACAAAAGAAGAUAUGUUGGUAACCUUUCCAGAGAUGUAACAGAAGCUCUGAUUCUCCAACUCUUCAGCCAGAUUGGACCUUGUAAAAACUGCAAAAUGAUUAUGGAUGUAAGGACAGCUGGAAACGAUCCAUAUUGUUUUGUGGAGUUUCAUGAACAUCGUCAUGCAGCUGCAGCACUUGCUGCUAUGAAUGGGCGGAAGAUAAUGGGUAAGGAAGUCAAAGUGAAUUGGGCAACUACUCCCAGCAGUCAAAAGAAAGAUACAAGCAGUAGUACCGUUGUCAGCACACAGCGUUCACAAGAUCAUUUCCAUGUCUUUGUUGGUGAUCUCAGUCCAGAAAUUACAACUGAAGAUAUAAAAGCAGCUUUUGCACCAUUUGGAAGAAUAUCAGAUGCCCGAGUGGUAAAAGAUAUGGCAACAGGAAAGUCUAAAGGAUAUGGCUUUGUCUCCUUUUUCAACAAAUGGGAUGCCGAAAACGCUAUUCAACAGAUGGGUGGCCAAUGGCUUGGUGGACGACAAAUCAGAACUAACUGGGCAACCCGAAAGCCUCCAGCUCCAAAGAGUACAUAUGAGUCAAACACUAAACAGCUAUCAUAUGAUGAGGUUGUAAAUCAGUCUAGUCCAAGCAACUGUACUGUUUACUGUGGAGGUGUUACUUCUGGACUAACAGAACAACUAAUGCGUCAGACUUUUUCACCAUUUGGGCAAAUAAUGGAAAUUCGAGUCUUUCCAGAUAAAGGAUAUUCAUUUGUGAGGUUUAAUUCCCAUGAAAGUGCCGCACAUGCAAUUGUUUCUGUUAAUGGUACUACUAUUGAAGGUCAUGUUGUGAAAUGCUAUUGGGGCAAAGAAACUCUUGAUAUGAUAAAUCCUGUGCAACAGCAGAAUCAAAUUGGAUAUCCACAAGCUUAUGGCCAGUGGGGCCAGUGGUAUGGAAACGCACAACAGAUUGGCCAGUAUAUGCCUAAUGGAUGGCAAGUACCUGCAUAUGGAAUGUAUGGCCAGGCAUGGAACCAGCAGGGAUUUAAACACAGUCUUCUGCACCUUGGAUGGGACCAAAUUACGGAGUACAGCCACCUCAAGGACAGAAUGGCAGCAUGUUGCCUAAUCAGCCAGCGGGGUAUCGAGUGGCAGGGUAUGAAACCCAGUGAAAAAGGACUCUAGAAUAUAAAGCCAGUGGCUUGAGGCUACAGGGAGUGUAGUAAAGCCGUUGUUUACUUAAAAGAUUUAUCAAAUCAGUCAGUGCAUAUAUCAGAUACAAUGUAUUUAUUUAAAAGAUUCAUUUUUUAAUCAUGAAAUUACUUAUCAUCCACAUUGUUUUUAAAAAGAAACAAGAUGCUGGAUGUCUGCCAAUUUUUGCCUUCAUUACCUUUUUUGAUAAAGUUUCUCAGAUCCUUGUUUCAAAUACAAAUGCAGGGAUUGCUGCCACUUUUUAAAAAUUAAGAGGCAGAAAAUUGCACAGUGUUGAACAUUUUUCCACUAAAGUAGUGUGCAGUUCUAGUUUGCAUUCCUGAUAUGAUUUAAAACAUGUAAUGUAAAGAUGGUUUUAAAAAAAGAAAGAAAGAAAAACCAAAACUGUGCAAAGUCUAGAAGUUCUUUGUUAUCUUCAGCUUGUGCACAAUUCUGUUUUAGAUUAAAAAAAUAAUAGGCAUUGUUUGAGCUGUCCCAUCUUCACUGUUACCCCUUGGGGUUUUUAAAUAUAAAUUAUUAGUUUACAUCAUUUUUGUAUUUACAUUUUUUCACAAAUUUGUCUUGCCUUAUUAAAGUUCUGUAGAAUAUAGUUAAAUGGGAAAAAAUGAUGUUCACUUAGAUUGAAAACUUUUCUCAGAUGGAUUGAUAAUUGCAUUCAUCUUGUGUUUUAUAUGAGAAGGUGCCUCAAGAAUUCCGUUGGAUUUGUUUAAAAGGAUUUUUAUCUUCUGUGAUAAACUUUGCUGUGUACCAGGAACUGUAAAAACAAAAACUUGUUACUCAAGAAAAAUCUCUGAAAUGUGAUAAGUUCUUAUGCCAUGUAACUUUCAUGUGUCAACUUAUACAUUUACAUGUAUUAUUUCAUUAUGUAAAAUGUUUUAGCAGUUUAAUAUUUUGCACAGUUACAAACUUUGUAUGUCAUUUCCUUUUUAAAGGCAUCAUGCAGAGUUGACAUGAGAUUUAUAAGGUUUUAGGUUGUUUGCAUGUGAAUAUCAAAUACAUACUUUGGUAGUCUUUGAAUACAAAAUCAUCUCUUGUUUUUCAAGAACUUUGAGACACAAAGUUGUAUGUAAAGGAAUAUAAUUUGCCAUUUUCUAGUUAGAUUUACUUAAAAAGAGUAAAUCAACUUAAUAUGUACAAAUGAUAGCUGUGAAACUAUAGAAUAUCCUUACGUCAGGCUUGGGGUUCAUUAUAAACUCCAAAAAUAGCCUGAAGGACCAGCCGGGCAAAGCAUUUUUUAAAUGUUCAGAGGCCAAAAGAUAAAUAAAAACAAACAAAAGAAAAAAAAAAAAAGAAAAGAAAACCUUAAAAUCCUACCUCCUUAAACAGCCUUCAAAGAAGAGAAUCCUCAGUGCAAUCACUAUUUUGAUUCUUUGGGUACCUGUUUUAUUGGAGUUACCAAUUUUAUUAUUUUGGUGUGGCUCCAAGCAUUAAGAGGUUUAAUCUUUGAUGGCAUUGUUCUAGUUUUGAAAUUUCUAGUACAUUUCAGAGUCUCUUAGAAGAGUUGUGGGAGAUGUGAUUUUUGUUUUGUUUUCAGUGAAGGUCACAAAUCCUCCUUGACUUACAGAGAGGAAGGGUCCCCAGUGUAUGUGUUUAAAUGGUUGGUGGUUUUUAAGAUUCUCCGAGAGCUCCCAGUAUUUUAUUUAGGAACCAAAAAGGCCUGUGAAGUCAAAUGAGUUUCCUGGCCUGUAUCUUCCAGGUAGGACAAAUGACUCUAAGCUGGUCUCUAAGCCAAUAAUACUUUGUAAACCAGAGCCCAGGAAAGACAGCUUGUAAGUGUAUAGUUUUCUGGAGCUCAAUUCUAUGCAGUUGUACUGAUGUUUCAUUAAAUCACUGUGUAUUUUUAAGUGUUGAUAAUACAUUAAAAGUUGCUUUAUGGAAGAUGAGUAAAUUUUUUAAAUACUUGGAAAUGUUAUUUCCUUGUUAACUUCUACAGAUCAGGGCAUGCAACCAAAAGCAGCUUAAAUACUCAAAAUAAAAUAUCAGGAAGCUAUUUUUAGAUUCUUCUGGCUUAUGUUUCUAUUUUAGGAGCCUCAUUUUUCUCUUAUUAAAAAGUACUUUCCUAUACACUCAUGGACUGCAGGGUAAAUUGUUUGGGCAUAAGUAAUUUAAUCUGAACACAAGUGUAGCUUUCUUCUCAUUUUGACUAUCUCAAGUAGUAACAGUUUUUAUUUGCCAGUAUAUUUUCUUACUGUACAAGCUUUCAACUGUACAUUGACUACUUUUUGAGGAGAAAGAGAUACCCAGUAUUCAGAAUGAAAAGGUCACUACUGAACAAAUUCAUAUUUCAGAAACAUUGCUAACUUUGGUUUAAACCUUAGUGUUAAAACAAGUCAUUUAAAGAUUUUUCAGUCUAAAAAAUCAUACUGGAAUUAGUAUCAGGUAAGGAAAUUAAAAUUUUUAAUAAUUUCAUUCUCUGCAAUAUGAAUUCAGACUUUCUGGUACUGUAAAGAACCUGAAAUGAUUCACUCUUAAUGGGUCAUUUUAAUCCAGAAUUCUUUACCCUGUUUGGAUAUUAAAGUUCCUUUAUGUUUUCUAUAA
Messenger RNA from Marmota monax (woodchuck), 4610 nucleotides. RefSeq names its product TIA1 cytotoxic granule associated RNA binding protein (gene Tia1). The record is from RefSeq and is a predicted model, not a curated record. Gene Ontology annotation, molecular function: mRNA binding. NCBI's taxonomy places the organism in Eukaryota, Metazoa, Chordata, Mammalia, Rodentia, Sciuridae. Bases 981 to 2045 code for a protein of 354 amino acids. Gene Ontology annotation, cellular component: cytosol. The transcript is spliced from 13 exons.